Teleopsis dalmanni is the source of this 1286-nucleotide messenger RNA. RefSeq names its product translocating chain-associated membrane protein 1-like. The transcript is spliced from 6 exons. The record is from RefSeq and is a predicted model, not a curated record. NCBI's taxonomy places the organism in Eukaryota, Metazoa, Arthropoda, Insecta, Diptera, Diopsidae. Gene Ontology annotation, molecular function: sphingosine N-acyltransferase activity. Gene Ontology annotation, biological process: ceramide biosynthetic process; SRP-dependent cotranslational protein targeting to membrane, translocation; protein insertion into ER membrane. Gene Ontology annotation, cellular component: endoplasmic reticulum membrane. The coding region runs from base 149 to 1228 and encodes 359 amino acids.
UAGAACAACAAAAAAGGAAGUAUCGAAGGAGUUGUUAAAAAGUUUCCGGUAGCAGAACUUGGAUAUUUUGUGAUAUCUAUUGUUAUAAUAAAUAUUAAUCUAUUCAGACGGUUCUAAUUGCUAAAUACCUAAAUGGUACAUAGCGAAAAUGCGGAUUCGACCUGGCAUGGGACGCAAGUCCAGCAACAAAAAUCCACAGAUUUUCAGUCACGAAUUCGUCAUACAUAAUCAUGCGGAUAUAGUAUCUUGUUUAGUUAUGAUCUUUGUGGUUGGACUGUUGGAUGAGACAACUUCACAUUUUACUAGUGCUUUUGUUACCCUACAACACAAUGUAACGGGCCAAGAUUCUUCCCGUGACAAUCCAACUGGAAGAACUUAUACGUAUGUUGCAGGCAUAAAGGACUACUGUUCUGUUUUUUUCUAUACACUAACAUGCAUAAUUAUGCAUGCAAUUAUACAGGAAUUUUUAUUAGAUAAAUGCACGAAAAAACUACAUUUGUCUAAGUAUAAGUUAGCUAUCUUCAAUGAAUCUGGACAAUUAAUUGUGUUUUACAUAAUAUCAGUUUUCUGGGGUGGGAGAGUCAUACUUCGAGAAGGUUACUUUACCCAAUUUUCACUGCUAUGGGAAGACUUUCCCAAACAUCCUAUGACAUAUAUGCACAAAUUCUUUUUCAUUAUACAAAUGGCUUACUAUUUGCACAUGUUGCCGGAACUUUAUUUUCAAAAAGUGAAAAAAGAAGACCAACAAUCGAAAAUAUUACAUUCCAUAUUUGGAUUUGGUAUUAUUUGUUUGGCGUAUAGUUUUGGUUUUCAACGCAUUACCAUUGUUUUGCUCACAUUGCAUUAUGUUGGUGAAAUAGUUACACAUAUCUUCCAGUUAAUCGAUAUUUUUGAUCGCAAUGAGAAAUUACUUAAUCUUCGUGUUUUAAAUAGUUUUACGUUCGUAUCUGUACGUUUUCUAAAUAUGGUUAUUGGAGUCUUGACUCUUUAUUAUGGCAUCGCUAACACUGAGAGUACCAUGCGUGCCCUUUUCGCACUAUUUGGUCUAAUUGUUCUACAAGGAUAUUUGAUAUUUUCUUUUAUUACUGAAUAUUUCCGAAUGAAACGUGAAGAGCAACGAGAAGCAAGGAAUCAUCAACUAAGAAAACCGAAAUCAUCGAAAGACAAAUUAAAACGAAGAAAAGAAAGUGAUUUGCCUGAAGUCGAUCAGCAUCGAAUGUUAAAAUAAAUACAUUGUAUAAAGCUCAUUACUUUUAAUUUAUGCUAUCUUUUUACAAAAUAAAUAU